AUGGCAACGCAGGUGUUGAUAGCCCAUACGGGCCAGCGCCUGCAGGUGGACACGACGCAGUUCUCAGCGCUCGAUGAUUUCAAGACCUGGAUCGCAAGGCAGACGUCGAUUCCGGCGCAUCAGGUUGUCGCUUUGACUGCCCAGGGACGAAGCGUCAAACUGCAGACUCUUCACCAGGAAACAGAGAUUUACAUCUAUGACAUCCGGUUAUCGCAACCCAGCUCCCCCGGCGCCGCCUCGUCUCCCAAGUCCGAACUGCCCCUCCCCAAGCGGUACUCCGUCCCGAACGCCCCCAACUACAUCGGAAAUAUCCGCGUGCUGUCAGAAUGGCAAGCUCUUUACAAAGAGCGCCAGGUAUGGGCCCUCGGCAUCGUCGAGGACUCGGCGCGUAUGGCGACCGAGAUCCAGGAGCGAUACGGCGAGAUGGACGUCAUCAUUAAGUGCCUCGAUGCGGCGGUGGCCAAUCUGGAGAUUAGUGUGAAGCAGAUUGAGCCCAAGUAUGCCGAGCUGAAGAAGUGGGUGCAGCCUGCGCUGGACGAGUACGAGCAGCUCGCCGAGAACUGGGAGCACUACCUCACCGUUGCGCGCAGUGUGCCGAUUUCUGCCGCCAUGGUGCGCUUCAUGACCUCCCGGGACCUCAAAAAGAAGCAGACGACGCUCGAAGACCUGAUAGAGCAGGACACGGCAAAGAAAUCAGGACGUUUGGCACCGACGUCGUUGAAAAAGUUUAGCACCAAGGCUGCGGAUCUAGACAAGGCUGCGGACAAGAUGUACGGUGCGCUGGAGCAGUUGAUCGGGGACUUUGACAACCUUGUUGGUCGAUCUGCUCUAUCACAUAGUGGCGAGGCGGCCCAGUUACUCCUGGACCUCGAAGCCGUGGCCAAAAAGAUUGAGACAGACUACCACAUCGUAUUGGAGUACACUGACACGCAACCUAAUGUCCUCCAGGCAUCGCGGACGGCAGAGAACCACACGUCGCGUUUGAUACCCAGCUUGAAGAAACGUGCCGCGGAGAUGGACGAGAUGCUGCACUACGUCACGCAGGCGCGAAAUGCGAUUGCCUCUGAUUGCAUCGAUUUUAUGCGCAACAUUACUGAGAUUACCACGUUACACAGCAGCGUUAGGAACCAGAUCAGCGUCCUGAACCAGGCUGAAGACGACAUGACGACGUUUGACUAUUUGCGCCUUAUUCACCAGCUCCCGUACAUGUACGCCUCCUUCGUUUCCGAAGCAGUACGCCGCCGUGAGUGGUCCGACAAGAUCAAGACGGAUUCGUCAACGCUGGCCAACGAGAUGGCGUUGUUCCAAGAUGAGGAGUCGAAGAGGCGGAGGAAAUGGCACAAGAUGGUCGGCAGCAUGUAUGGCCCCGACAAGGUUGAAGCCAAUAUUCUGGGUCUCGAGGUCAACUUGCUUGGCGAAGAGGAGGCAUGGCCAAGCAUGGCCAAGCGUGACUUGGAGGAGUUUUUGGAGCAUCUUCAAAGACAACAGGCCGAAGUCGACAUCAUUGACGACGUGACAAAGCUGGUCAACGAGUUGAGCAGCCCCACGAAACAGCAGUCGAAGAGGUUGAAGGCCUUCAAGAAUGGCAGUGUCCAUGAGGCAGCCCUUGGCCGAAGUGGCUUGAUGAUCCGCGGCGAUGACGAUCUGCUCCGCAGUCUUCAAGACGACAAGUCGAAGCUCGAAAACAAGCUAAAGACCGCAGAGAGCCGGGUGCGGAGGUUGGAAGACUUGCUCCACAGGCAAAGCGCGGCGUCUCGACCCGGCAUCGGUGGUCUGUUUGGUCACGAAAGAAACGAUUCGACGAACUCGAUCAAGUCGACGGCACCCUCGGAGGAUACUCGUCGUUCGACAGGCAAUUCGGAGGCCUUGCUGCAGAGGAUCCAACAGCUGGAAAGUGAAUUGAGCAGCCGUCGAUCAUCCGAUAACUCGGAAGCCUUGACCCAGAGAAUACAGCAGCUCGAGUCUGAACUCAGUAAUCGUCCGACAUCUGAUAAAUCGGAGGCUCAGUUGCAAAGAAUACAACAGCUUGAAAGUGAACUCAAUGCGGAGAAGGAAAAAUGCGCAGCUUUCGAAAGAGACCUUAACGUCCGGGCCACUGCCCACGACGAUGUCAAGGGGCGGAUGGAGGAGGCCAACUCUACCAAGAAGGAACUCCUCGAGAAUAUGGAGGCCUUGCAAAGGGAAUUUGUCGAAGAACGCAAGUCACUCGAGAACGAAAUCAAAGGACUCAAGGCCCGUAUCGAGGACACCGAAGAUGAGAUCGAAAACUUUGGCGAAUCGAGAGAGAACGAAAAGGCUACCUACAUCGAGAGGAUGCAUGACCUGGAGGCAGAGAUCGAUAGGAUGCAGAAGGAGCAGAAGGAUGAGGCGCUCAAGACCCAAGGCCAAGUUGAAUUCUUACGCAACGAGUCACGUCUCCAGAGAGAGCAAAACGAGUCGCUCGAUAGACAGCUCCAGACGGCGAAUGACGAGGCGAAGAAGCUAGCCAAGACUUUGAGUUCUACUCAGGAGACCGCCGAUGCACAAUUGAAGGCACUCCGCGACGUUCAUGACCAGCUGUCUCCGAACGACGAUACAACCGAAGACCUCAACGAUCUCAUCGAUGCACUUGUCUACCGAGCUACAGAUGUCGCAGCCAAGUUGAAGACUCUGGAGAGCGACAGAUCAAUACUCAAGACCAAUCUUGAGCAAGCCGAGGAGCACAUCAAGACGUUGAAGGCUGAGAUCUUUGAAACGAAGGGCAGGCUUGUCUCCGAGGAGGAUAGCUCCAGACAUUUAAGAGAGAACUUGGAUGAAGAGAAGGCCAAGGUUGCUGUCCUUGAGCAAGAAGCCGCCGAAAAUCGAGAGCAGCUGGAUCAACUCCGCGCCAAGAUUGCCGAUGGCGAAACGGGCUCGGAAAGCCUUCGAAAGAAGUUAGACGAGGGAGAAGAGCGGAUCAGCUCCAUCACCGAGCAACUCGCAUCCCGACAAUCCCAAGUCGGUAGUCUGGAAGAGGAGCUUCGGCUUUACAAGGAGAAGAUGGAGAAGUCCCAAGUCAAGCUCACGGCUGUCCUUGGCCACUUUGAAUCUAGAUCUGAGAAGACGAAGGACUUGACGCAGCGUCUCUACUCUCAGAAUGACAGACUUUGCCGACUUUUGGAACGAUUGGGCUUCGCGGUUACCCGCCAAGACUCGACGAUGAUGAUACAGAAGGUCCCGAGGUCUGAGAGAGGCACCAUGAGCCAGAUCCACAAUGCUAACGACUCUUCGGACCCUGGCCAGUCCAUGAUCCGUCGCUCCGGCAUGCUCACUAGUCGCACCUUGGCCGACAGCACCGACCUGGAGCUGUUGUACUGGAUGAAUGGCACUGAAGACACUGACGCGGAGACGGACAAGUACGAAGCCUUCAUGACACGUUUGGGCAGCUUCGACAUGGACCUGUUUGCCGAGACGGUCUACAGGCGUGUCAAGGAUGUAGAGCAUCUUGCUCGGAAACUUCAGCGGGAUGCGCGCGCUUAUAGGGAGAAGGCGCAUACGCUGCAGAGGGACUCGCAUGAGAAGAUUGCCUUCAAGCAUUUCAAGGAAGGAGAUCUUGCUCUAUUCCUCCCCACAAGAAACCAAACAGCCGGUGCCUGGGCUGCGUUCAACGUAGGCUUUCCUCACUACUUUCUGCGAGAGACUGACGCUCACCGUCUUCGCUCUCGUGAAUGGCUUGUCGCUCGCAUCACUCGGAUACAAGAGCGAGUGGUGGACCUCUCGAAGAGCUUGCACAAGCAACUACCCGACAACGACUCUGUCAAUGGCGAGGAGGAUGAUAAUCCGUUCCAGCUUUCUGAUGGCCUGCGAUGGUACCUCAUUGAUGCACACGAAGAUAAGCCGGGCGCCCCCGCCACACCUGGACUGGGCAAGUCAACGAUCGCAGCAAACACUGUCGAGGCCAUGGCGGAUAUGCACACCCAUGCGCAGGCAAACGGCAAGGACAAGCAGCGGGCGAACCCUCAUAGCAUCGAAGGUGUCAGCAAAGCUCUGAGCAAGAGUCUCGAGAGCCGCCGGAGCAGCUCCAACUCGAAGAAGGCUCUCCCCUUCGCCGUCGGUGGAGGUGCGGCACUGCUCAAGGGCAACGCGUUGGGCAGCGAAACCAAUUCACUUCGCGCAGCUGCGCCGGACACCCCGACGGAAACUAGCCCGCCUGAAGAAGGAGCGCCUGGAUCAUCGGCCAAUGGACACGAGCAUUCGGGACAGCCUGGGCAGGCUUCGAGCCCGCUUGCGGAAGAGGGUCAUCCCGCGCAGGCGGGUGAUGAGAGGUCCAGAUCGCCCGAGCGUCAGAAGAGCGGGGCCAGCGUCGAGAGUCCGACAAAGAAGAGCGUCGUGUGGGACUCUCUGUGGAGCGUUGACUUGAGCUUCGAGAGCAGCGGCGGUGGCGGGGCGAAGAGAAAGUGGGAGGGGCAUGAGAGGAAGUGA
This is a messenger RNA of Colletotrichum spaethianum, 4440 nucleotides long. Its product is annotated as autophagy-related protein 11. The record is from RefSeq and is a predicted model, not a curated record. The transcript is spliced from 4 exons. Gene Ontology annotation, cellular component: extrinsic component of membrane; Atg1/ULK1 kinase complex; phagophore assembly site membrane. NCBI's taxonomy places the organism in Eukaryota, Fungi, Ascomycota, Sordariomycetes, Glomerellales, Glomerellaceae. Bases 1 to 4440 code for a protein of 1479 amino acids. Gene Ontology annotation, biological process: autophagy of mitochondrion; autophagosome assembly; reticulophagy. Gene Ontology annotation, molecular function: molecular adaptor activity; protein kinase binding.